Molecule: messenger RNA, 607 nt
Organism: Drosophila santomea
Lineage: Eukaryota; Metazoa; Arthropoda; Insecta; Diptera; Drosophilidae
Exons: 2
Coding region: 131-607 (158 amino acids)
Source: RefSeq, a predicted model, not a curated record
GCACUGCAUGUGCAUAUCAUUUAAAUAACUUUCUGCAGCGCAGCACAAGUGUAAAACUGCAGCCACUAUCCGGCGGCUCACCUGCUGCACCGCCCGCCGCCUCCGCCGCCGGAGAGCCCACCAGCGGCCCAUGGUCCAUAUUUGGAUGCAACAGCAACAGCAUCUGCAUGUGCAUCUGCAUCACUUAAGGACAACUUCGACAUCGCCACCAGAUCCGAGUGUCUGCGUCGGUCUCCAGACACUCUGCAGACGCGAGACAUGCACUUGUCUUCGGCUGGCUGGGUCAGCCUCAGUCCCCAACUCCAUUCCCGCGGCAGCUCCAUCCCCCAACCCCCAUCCCCCAUCCCCAUUAUCCAUCCUCCGGCAAAGACAUUCAUUGUCAAUUUUGACAAUCAACAAGACACGGCUGCCAUCAGCAGCAUCCACAUACAGGCGAGAAAUAGAUAUGGUGCAAUCGAGAAUAUCAGGCGGUCGCAUUUUCUCGCAGUGCCGGCAGCAACGCAGCGUUUACGACCAUAACAAAGUAGAUAUGCCCGGCACAACCAAAUUUUUCUUAUUUAAGACUAAAAAACCGACUCGCGCAAAUCACUUCAUACUUGGUUCUUAG